UUUGGUCCACUCAUUCCUAUUUUUUAAUAGUUUCCUAAUUUAUUUCAAUUGUUUAUAGUGUAGAAGAAAUGUUUUUGUCGCAAAGUUUUAAUGAAUAGAAAAAUAGUGCAUAUAGUGCAUAAAUUAAUUGCUGAAAAUUGAAAACAUCUUUUUACAUAGUAUAAAGGCGUAAAUUAACACAAUUUUAACAGAUUAUCGAUUCUUUCAAUUUUGGAGGAAAAAUGUUGAUGCAUUAUUAUAUUGCUCUUUUAUACUUGCAAUGGCUGAAAUUGUUAGUUUACUGUCUGGAACUUCAUCAAAUGCAAAAUAGAUCUAAUCGGCGUUGGCAUGUGAGGCCUCAUAUAAGUAAUGUCAUGCGAGAUACUUUUGGGGCAUAUGAGCGAUUAUUUCUAUAUUUUGCAAACUGCGACCAAGAGAAGUUUAAGCAGAUGUGUAAACUCACAGUGGAAGCCUUCCAAAAAUUGCAUAAUAUUGUUGGACCUAGGCUUGUAAAAACAAGUCGCAGGCGUCCGUUACCAUCUGAAUUAAGAUUGGCAAUAACAUUAAAUUUUUUGGCUCAUGGUGACAGCAAGUGCACUUUGGCUAAUUUCUUUCGUGUGGGUCUCAGUACUACGUAUGCAAUUAUAUCAGAAGUGUGUCCUUUGAUUUGGGAACUUCUCUCGCCUAUCUAUUUACGCUGGAAAACACCUGCAGAAUGGAGAGGUGUCGCAGAGGGAUUUCGUGUGAAGUGGAAUUUUCCAAAUUGUUUAGGGGCUAUAGAUGGGAUGGAAGUACGAAUUAGAAGGCCGCCAAGAUCAGGAACUCGUUUUUUUUGCUACAAGAAAUACUACAGUAUCAAGUUACUCGCCAUUUGUGAUUCGUAUUACAGGUUUACGUGGAUUGAUCUAGGACAGUAUGGCUCCUUCAGUGACUUAUUAGCGUUUAGGAACUCAACAUUAUACCAAGCUUUGGAAAUACAACAAGCAGGGAUUCCGGAAGAAAAUAUAUUGCCUCGGACAAACUUACGGUUACCAUAUUUUUUUGUGGGCGAUGAAAUUUUUCCUAUCAGACCAUAUAUACUGAAACCUUUUGCACGACAGUAUGCUCUCACUGAAAAUCAGAGAAAUUUCAAUUACAGGUUGUCACGAGCUCGAAACACUAUAGAAUGUGCUUUUGGAAAGCUCGACUCAACUUUUGAAGUUUUACAACAUUGCCUAGAUUGUGAGAUAGAUACUACGGAAAACAUUGUCAAAGCAAUAUUGUGUCUUCACAAUUUCAUUAUCGACGAAAAGGUAAACAUUCCGAAGGAGGCACCUCAAAGAAUAGCAAGACCCUGGCGCAAUUUACCUUCUUUCCGAGAUAUAUUGCCUGCAGAAGAAACAGACUUAAGCGAAAUAAUGACUGCGUACUUUCUCUCCGAAGAGGGACAAAUUAUUUAAUAAGAGUUAAAUUAUUAUAAGAGUACAAAUCAUUUUCAUGCUUAAUGUUUUCAAUAAAUAACUUUCAUAAAAAAACUAUGAUUCAAAAUAA
Molecule: messenger RNA, 1509 nt
Organism: Leptopilina boulardi
Lineage: Eukaryota; Metazoa; Arthropoda; Insecta; Hymenoptera; Figitidae
Exons: 5
Coding region: 222-1418 (398 amino acids)
Source: RefSeq, a predicted model, not a curated record